GGUUGGCAAAAUCUGAGGGUUGUCCAAGAUGCAUUGUUUGACUCUCAUGGAAAUCAGCAUGAAGAAUGUCUCCCCGGAACCCGAACCAAUUUACUCAACGAAGUCGAAACUUGGGUUGAAUCGAUAGAUGGGAAGUGUAUCUUCUGGUUGAAUGGUAUAGCUGGAACAGGAAAAUCAACUAUCGCUCAAACACUUGCAAGAAAGCUUGAUAAGAAAGGAGAACUUGGUGCCUCAUUCUUCUUUAAGAAAGGUGAAGCAGACCGUGCGACCGCAAGAUAUCUGAUUUCAACAAUUAUUGGACAACUAGUGAAGCACUAUCCAAAGCUAGCACCAGGUGUUCUCAAAGCGGUCAAGGAAAAGCCAGAUAUUUCCUUCAAAUCACUUCAGCAGCAAUUUAAUGACUUGCUCCUUAGCCCACUACUUACUUUACAUUCAACAAAACCUACAAAUGUUGUUGUUGUGAUCGAUGCGUUAGACGAAUGCGACCAAGAGGAUGAUAUCAAAUUGAUCAUCCGGCUUCUACCAGCACUUCAGCAGUCUCAGGCAGUACGUCCUCGGAUAUUUCUGACUAGUCGAUCCGAGCUCCUUAUUCGCCUAGGCUUCAAGGAAAACGAGCAUCACCAAGACUUGAUCCUCUAUAAGCUGCCAGAGCCCGUAACUGAACACGAUAUUCGGUUAUUCCUAAAAUAUGAAUUUACACAAAUCUGGAGGCAUCCAUCCUCCCUGCAAUGCUCACUUUCACCGGUUUCGCCCGGAGAUGACAACUUUGAGAAACUGGUAACUAUGGCAGUUCCCUUGUUCAUCAUUGCCGCCACAAUUUGUUGUUUUCUUGAAGAUGGAUACAAGCUUCCGGACGAGCGUCUCAGAUCCGUUCUUGAAGACAGAGCCAUGAUAUCAAGAUCUGAUAUGCAGAUGAUAUGUCAAAAGAUCUUAGAUCGACAUCAUGCUUCCAGGAGUCAGAAUGAACUUAUAGAAAUCUUGCAAGAUUCUUAUAGUAUUAUUGGAAUCAUUAUUCUUCUCGCUACUCCUCUUUCAGUCAGAGCUGCUGCUCGGCUAAAAGGGAUACCCGAUACGAAAAUCAUCAGUCAACUGCAAAGAUUUCACUCUACUCUUGAUAUAUCGGCAAAUCUCGAAGCACCGGUUCAAAUUCUGCGUUUAUCAUUCGAGGAUCAUCUCUUGAAAACAACAGAAAAGAGACUUUUCAUCGAUAACCAAGAGAUACAUGGGGAAAUAGCAUCAUACUGUCUCCGGCUUAUGAAAGCUAAGCUCAAAGAGAAUAUCUGUGAGCUGGAGAGUUACGGAAUUCAGUAUAAGAAUAUCAGACUUCAGAUUAUCAAGAAAUAUCUUACUUUGGAUAUACAAUACGCUUGUUUUUUCUGGCUUCGACACCUUGUACAGAGCAAAGAUAAGAUCUCUGACUCUGAUAUUCUCUCUUUUCUCCAGGAGCACCUUCUUCACUGGUUGGAGGUACUAGCUCUUAUAGGAGAAAUAUCAGAAGCAUUAGGAUUAAUAAAUAUCUUGAACUCAAAGGUGCAUUCAAGUUCUGAGCUUGCAGGUUUUCUUUACGACGCAGAAAGGUUUAUUCGUCAAAAUAGCUACAUUGCAGGAAUUGCUCCACUACAACUCUACCGUGCUGGACUUGUCUUCGCACCUACCAAAAGUGUUAUAAAGAAGAUCUUCUACGACAAAAUCAUGCAUCAAUUAAUAGAUUUAACGGCAGUGGAAGACUCAUGGAACUCUAACCUACAGACACUUGAGGGUCAUUCUAAAGUGGUCGGCUCCGUGGCCUUCUCACCGAACGGCUGCAUAUUAGCAACAGGCUCAAGUGAUCAUACUAUCAAACUCUGGGAUACAGCUACAGGUAUUGAGAAGCGGAUGUUAUCUGGCCACUCUAACUGGGUCUUUUCUGUGGCAUUUUCACCAGAUAGCUACAUACUCGCAACAGGCUCACGUGAUCAUACUAUUAAGCUCUGGAAUACAACUACAGAUACUGAACAGUAUACACUAGCCGGACACUCUGGUCCAGUCUACUCUAUAGCUUUCUUACCAGAUAGCUGUAUACUGGCAACAGGCUCAAGUGACUGUACUAUUAAACUCUGGGAUACAGCUAAACGUGUUGAAUUAUACACGCUUACUGGCCACUCUGGUCCAGUAUACUCUGUGGCUUGCUCACCAGAUGGCUGUUUACUAGCAACAGGCUCAAGUGACUGUACUAUCAAACUCUGGGACACAUCCAAGCGAGUUGAACAGCACACGCAGACCGACCAUUCUAGAUUGCUCUCUUCAAUCCUCAACAAACCUAGGUUCAAUUCUCAUUUAUCUAUCGAAGAUUCUUGGAUAUCUUUACGAGGUGAAAGAGUCCUGUGGCUAACUGCCGAAUAUCGCUCGUUUACAAGUUAUGCUGUGAAGGAUAAUACAGUUGCCCUUGGAUUUCGGAACGGGCGUUGUCAUGUACUACAUUUCAACUUUUUAUGA
This is a messenger RNA of Aspergillus japonicus CBS 114.51, 2475 nucleotides long. RefSeq lists its product as uncharacterized. The record is from RefSeq and is a predicted model, not a curated record. The annotation marks the transcript as partial. Gene Ontology annotation, molecular function: protein binding. Lineage: Eukaryota; Fungi; Ascomycota; Eurotiomycetes; Eurotiales; Aspergillaceae. The transcript has 3 exons.